AACAAAUGAAAAACAGCACAGACGGAUGGAACAACACGUUCGGUGUGAACGGCCCAUACCGCCCUCUCUGUCUCUCCCCCCACCGUCUCGGGAGCUGCUGGAUGAGUGAGCAUGUAGAGCGGGAGUCAGGCAGACGCACAGCCGAAGUACAGAAAAAGAACAAUACACACGUGAUACCUAACUAACUUUGGGAGCAGAAUGUCAGUGAAUGCCCCCAGCAGCAGUGAUGCGUGUUUAAACAUCGUUCACAGUCUGAUGUGUCACCGCCAGGGAGGAGAGAAUGAGAGCUUUGCCAAACGUGCCAUUGAAAGCCUGGUGAAGAAACUCAAAGAGAAGAGAGAUGAGCUUGACUCCCUCAUCACUGCGAUCACAACAAAUGGAGUUCAUCCAAGCAAGUGUGUCACCAUACAGAGAACACUGGAUGGCCGUUUGCAGGUGGCUGGACGGAAGGGUUUCCCUCAUGUCAUAUAUGCUCGUCUGUGGCGAUGGCCGGAUCUCCACAAGAAUGAACUGAAGCAUGUCAAGUUUUGUCAGUAUGCGUUUGAUCUGAAGUACGAUAACGUGUGCGUGAACCCCUACCACUAUGAGCGUGUGGUUUCACAUGGAAUUGUGGGGUUCAGUUUGCCAAACACAGGCAGGCUGAUAAAAGAGGAACACAUUCAUGACUGCAUCCAGAUGGAGGGUCCAUCGUGUAUGAACCUACAGCAAGACCACCAUCCACCAGAUCACUACAGCCACCCGCUUAGACUGCUGUCUCCAGAGCCACCCCAGCGGUCCACUCCCUCAGUCACUCUCUACCCCUGCCUGCCCCUCUCCCCACCCUCAAGUGCCUCCAGGUUGUCCAUGCAGGCAGAGUGUUCUGAGGGACUGCUGCAGAACGCCUCGCCUGCGGGUCGGGCCCUGACCUCCAGCUCUCCCCCUUCCACCCCAACACACAGUCACCCACCCACCAACAGCCAGCCCUCAUCACAGCAGCCCUCUCUCAGCCAAAGCGACUACAGCAACUCAAAGCACACCCAGACACAAGGCUCAUUCCACACAACAACCUGGACAGGGACAAGCACAGCCUCCUAUACCCCUGCAGGACCACAACAGAAUGGGCGGAGUCAUCAGCAAGCCACACCUGCUCACACCAGCCACUUCUGGUCUCAGCAUCACACACCAGCCUCAUACCCACAGCCAGUCUCCAACCAUCCAGGUCCAGAGUUCUGGUGCUCAAUCUCUUAUUUUGAGAUGGAUGUACAGGUCGGGGAGAUGUUUAAAGUAUUGGCAAACUGCCCUGUGGUGACGGUGGAUGGAUACGUGGAUCCUUCGGGUGGUGACCGCUUCUGUCUGGGGCAGCUUAGCAAUGUUCACCGGACUGAUGCCAGCGAAAGGGCACGGCUUCACAUUGGUAAAGGUGUUCAGCUUGAGUGCCGUGGGGAGGGGGACGUGUGGAUGCGUUGCCAUAGUGAUCAUGCUGUCUUUGUCCAAAGUUACUACUUGGACAGAGAGGCAGGGAGAGCGCCAGGGGAUGCCGUUCAUAAGAUCUACCCUGGAGCCCUCAUUAAGGUGUUUGAUCUUCGACAGUGUCACAGGCAGAUGCAGCAGCAAGCAGCGACUGCACAGGCAGCUGCAGCUGCACAGGCUGCAGCAGUGGCUGGGAACAUCCCUGGGCCAGGCAGUGUUGGAGGAAUUGCUCCAGCCAUUAGUCUGUCGGCAGCAGCUGGAAUAGGUGUUGAUGACCUGCGUCGCCUAUGCAUCUUACGUCUGAGUUUUGUAAAGGGCUGGGGACCCGACUACCCUCGGCAGACCAUCAAGCAGACACCAUGCUGGGUAGAAGUUCAUCUGCACCGCGCCCUGCAGCUGCUGGAUGAGGUGUUGCACACCAUGCCCCUCGCUGACCCUGGACCUGCCAACUGACCAGCAGGCUGAAGAGAGAAGGUGCCAAAGUAUAUUACAAAAACAGGGAUGAAGAGAAAAAAAGAGUGGGAGAAAAGAGAAAAGUGAACAACAUACAAAGUCUCUUUCCUAAGAUGUACACCUGCACAGGCAAACAGUGACUCAUUGAACCACAUACACAUGCACAAGCAUUCAUGACUUUACACACGCACACACAGUCUUUCCACAGCCUUAGCCAGCAAACUGCCUCUGAACUGACCAGUGUUUAGUGCACUCAUGGGUGCUGUUGAUUCUGUUGUCAUGGUAACACAAACCAAAGGCCCCACUGAUGAGGUGGAUGUCCAAAAAGAGGCAAAAAGUGAGGGAGGAGGUUAAGAAAAAAGCCUGUAUAGCUGAUCAUGUAAUAGCAUCCUAGAUUAAUAUCCAACACACACUCUGAUUAACCAUAGUUUUCUGAAGGUGGGAACUAAUCAGAUUUCUGAAUAUAAACAGGAUGUCAAAGGGAAUAAUCCUUACUGAAUCAGCUAAAAGAGAGGAUAGAAAAAUGUGCCUGCUGUGGAUCAAAAGGUAUCCAUUCUGUACUAUCUGUAUUCAAGAAGCCAGUAUAUUAUUAUCUGACCAAUCUUGAUUGCUAGAAUGGAGACCAAAGACUCUUAUUUUAAUGAAUGAGAACAAAGACUCUUAUUUUAAUGAAUGAGACCAAAGACUCUUAUUUUAAUGAAUGAGACCAAAGAGACUAAAUUUAAAUUAAAAUCUACUCAUUAUGAAUGCCUUAAUAGUGAGUAAUUUAGUGAUACAAAGAUAUAGGUUUUGUUCCAUACUUAGGAGCAGGGGCAUAUUAAACAAUAUAAUUAUGAGUGACACAUCUCAACCCUCUCCUACUAAUACAUUUCAUAUGUUUAAUUACCCUGAUACAAGAAGCGUGUUAAAUCCGGACAGUGCCGAACAAUGUGCCAAAAAAGCCUGACACUUUUAUACUUGCUUAAGCUUAAAGGAAUAGUUUACCCCAAAAUGAAAAUUCUCUCAUCAUUUACUUAUCCUCAUGCCAUCCCAGAUGUGUAUGACUUUCUUUCUUCUGCAGAACACAAACAAAGAUUUUUAGAAGAAUAUCUCAGCUAUGCAGGUCCAUACAAUGAAAGUAAAUGUUGGACAUAAAUUUGAAGCUCUAAAAGCACAUAAAGGCAGCAUAAAAUUAAUUAAUGUGACUCCAGUGGUUUAACCCAUGUCUUCUGAAGCAAUAUGACAGAAAACAAAUUACUUGAAAAUUGAAAACACCUAUCAAUUUUACAGACACCUAUCAAUGUCUAUGGCUCUUUAAGACAUAGAUUUAGCCACUGGAGUUGUAUGGAUUACAUUUAUGCUUCUUUUGUUUUGCUUUUUGAACCUUCAAAGUUCUGGCCUCCAUUCACUUGCAUUCAGUGGACCUACAGAGCUGAGAUAUUCUUCUAAAAAUAUGUUUUUGUGUUCUGCUGAAGACAGUCAUUCACAUCUGGAAUGGUAUGAGGGUGAGAAAUUUGAGAAUGUUCAUUUUUAGUGAACUAUCCAUUUAAUAUGACUUCAUAUUGAGUCAUGAUGCAGAGAGGAGUUUAUUAUUAUUAUUAAUAAACAUGUAUUAUACACAGAAAAAUGCAGACAUGAUCCAUGCCAAGGGAACCACAUCACAUCAGCCAAAUACUAUCAUAACCAAAUAUAAUAUCUUGACAAAAACAAAAAGUCAAAAACAAGCAAGAGACAAAAAAGAAAGCAAAUAAAUUAAAAGAAGAUACACACAGCACCCACACAAGUCAUCUAUGUCUGGAACCCAAAACAUUAUUAAGGAAAUAAUCAAUUACCCAAAAACACCAAAAUGUAAGCACACAUUCCAGGUCUUAAUAGAUUUUUUGUUACAGGAGGUGGACUGAGAUUUAAUAUAAAUCUCAGUAUCUCUUUAAAAAUUAGAGAAUUUUUAAUACUUUACAUUUAUGAAUAAAGUAAUCAAUAAUUAAUUAAGCAGAAUAAUUAAAUUACAUAGAAAAUAUUCUGCAGAGAGAAUAGACACCAAGCAGAUAUUUUAAGUGUUACAGUCUCUCAUACACAUAGACUUGCAUUUUAGACAUGGGUUUCCUGACUUACAGAAUGUUUAAUCUUUAUAUAUUGUAUAAAGCACUGUAUUUUAUUCAUGAUUCAAACAUGUGAUGUCCUCAUUUAAUAAAUACAUUGCCUUAAUGCAUUUUUAAAUAGUAGGCAGGCUGCCUUCGAGACUUUUUGGUUAUUGCUGUAAUUUAUGUUUAUGAGUUAUUGUUCAAAUGUAUUAAUUUUAUUCUGGUUUUGCACACUAUAAACAGUGUAUCCAAGCCAAUAUAUUUUUUACAACGUUUUAAAAGGUUUUUGUUGGUUUUUCCAUUUUUAUAAAGUUCUGCUACUCCCACUCCUAUUUAAAUGAAAUAAUGUAUAUUGUCCUGAAAUAAAGCAAGGACAAAAUGGAAUGAAAUAUGUGCCAUUGGGACUUCAUCUUGAAUUUGAACAUAUUUACUUGAAAUAGAUUUAGCAGAUUUGAACUUGAAUUACAUCAAACUUUGAACUUGAAUUUUAUGAAUUUAAUUUGAACAUGUUUACUUCACAUUGAAUUUGCAGUUUUAAACUCUAAUUACAUCAAACUUGAAAUUCAAAUAUAUGUGGCACGAAUUCAGAUUUUUUAAUUCAGAUUCCAUUUUUUAAUACACUUAUUUAGUUUUUAUAUUCAGAUUCGGGUAAAUUUGACGAACCAGGGCACUCAAAAAGAGCAUUCAAGCCUGUAUGUAAUCGAACUCCUUGACCAAUCACAACGUAGCUCACAGUUCACAUUUGGAAGAGGAAGGGUCUGCUGUGAAAGUGCCACUGCCAACGUGGGAUCAUGGGAAAACGAGAGCCACCACCUCUUUCUAGUGCAAGUUACUUGUUCUGUCCUGAUGAAAACUCCAGAUGUAAACUGUGCAGGAUAUUCCUACAGGUUUUAGAAUGGAACUUUAAAAACCACAGAGACAUGCAGGAAUAGCCAGCACACUUCCUGCACACAGGAAAAAAGUCCUGCAGGACAUUUCUACAGGACAACUGCAAACCUCCUCCAGGAAUAAAAUAAGAGUCUAAAAGGUUUAAAUGAUCCUGCAGGACACCUGUUUAUUUCCUGAGGAAUAAAACAGUAUCCUACAGGAAACACAGGAAGACACACUGAUGUAAUAACUGUA
Xyrauchen texanus (razorback sucker) is the source of this 5084-nucleotide messenger RNA. RefSeq names its product SMAD family member 10b (gene smad10b). NCBI's taxonomy places the organism in Eukaryota, Metazoa, Chordata, Actinopteri, Cypriniformes, Catostomidae. The record is from RefSeq and is a predicted model, not a curated record. The transcript is spliced from 12 exons. The coding region runs from base 199 to 1902 and encodes 567 amino acids. Gene Ontology annotation, biological process: SMAD protein signal transduction; anatomical structure morphogenesis; BMP signaling pathway. Gene Ontology annotation, cellular component: heteromeric SMAD protein complex. Gene Ontology annotation, molecular function: DNA-binding transcription factor activity, RNA polymerase II-specific; I-SMAD binding; RNA polymerase II cis-regulatory region sequence-specific DNA binding.